GGAGGCGGUGGCUGUGGCUGUGCCGGGCGAGGGUCCGUCCCUGCCCCAACCGCCCCCGUCCUGCCGGGCGCGGGUCCCCCCGAGCUCCGCCGCGGCUCCUCCUCCCGCCGCGGUGCGCGCCGGGCCGGGCCCGGAGCGCGGUGGGAAGUGUAGGCGGGGCGGGGCCGGACGUGCCGCUCCGCCCCGGGCCGAGCGCGCCGCGGGCUUCGCGCACCGAACAUGGCAGCGGCUGAGGCGGCCGAGGCCGCGCUGCAGCGGCGGCAGGAGGACGAGGAGGAGGAGAAGGAGGAGAACGAGAACCAUAACCAUAACCAUAACCACGGAGGCGGCGGCGACACGGCGGCGCUCAAUGGUGUGGUUGUCUCUGACAAAGUGAAAAGCAACAACCUGGAUGUGAAAAUUCCCAAGUCAGAAUUGGAAACCGAAGAAAAAGGAACGGAGGAAGAACCUACAAGGGAAUCAGAUGGCAACAUUUUGGAUGUAUCGUCUGAUUUUCCACGAGACAAACAUAUUUCAAUUCAAAGACACUUGGCUGAUCUGGAGAAACUGGCUGACCUGAGAGAAGACAAAAAGAAGCCUUGCCCAUUGUGUCCUGAGGAGAAAUUCAAAGCUUGCUAUAGUCAUAAACUCCAUCGUCACCUUCAGAACUUGCACUGGAAAGUUUCUGUUGAGUUCAAAGGGUACAGGAUGUGCAUCUGUCACUUACCUUGUCGUCCAGUCAAACCAAACCUCGCUGGAGACCAGACCUUGUCAAAGAUGGGAGCCCAUUACCACUGUAUCAUCUGCUCGGCAACUAUCACCCGAAGGACUGACAUGAUAGGUCACAUUAACAGGCAUGUGAACAAGGGAGAGACUGAGUCAAGGUUUAUUACAGUUCGUGCUCCCACAAACGAAGUGAUCAAAGAGUCAGCCACGGAUGUGCAGGUUCUUCCCAACCACUCCACACCCCAGAAAACAGAUUCCUAUUUUAAUCCCAAAAUGAAACUCAACAGGCAGUUGAUCUUCUGUGCACUGGCCGUGCUGGCUGAGGAGCGUAAACCCAUUGAGUGUUUGGAUGCUUUUGGGGCCACUGGUAUAAUGGGACUGCAGUGGGCAAAGCACCUCAGGAGUUCUGUGAGAGUUACAAUUAAUGAUUGUAACGAGAAUUCCGUGAAAAUCAUCAAGGAAAACUGUCAUUUAAACAAAAUGAAGGUGAAGCUGAACAUGAAGGAAGGAGACAGUGAUGGAACUGUGGGAGAUGGAGAAGAAAACACUGACACCAUUGAGGUGACCAGAAUGGAUGCCAAUGUUAUCAUGCAUUUGAGAUCAUUUGAUUUCAUCCACUUGGACCCCUUUGGAACUUCAGUGAAUUACCUGGAUUCUGCCUUUAGGAAUGUGAGAAACCUUGGGAUUGUGUCCUUGACGUCCACAGACAUCAGCUCUCUGUAUGCAAAGGCUCAGCACGUCGCCCUGCGCCACUAUGGGUGCAACAUUGUCAGGACAGAGUACUACAAGGAGCUGGCAGCCAGGAUUGUCAUUGCUGCUGUCACCAGAGCUGCAGCUCGCUGUAACAAAGGCAUUGAGGUGUUGCUGGCAGUGGCUCUGGAGCACUUUGUCCUGGUGGUGGUCAGAGUUCUGAGGGGCCCAUCCACUGCAGACGACUCCGCAAAGAAAAUCCGGUACCUCAUCCACUGCCAGUGGUGUGAAGAGAGGAUUUUUCAGAAAGAGGGUAAUAUGGUAGAAGAGAACCCUUACCAGCAGCUGCCCUGUGACUGCCAUGGCAGCAUGCCCGGGAGGACAGCCGUGGUCCUGGGGCCUCUCUGGUCAGGGAGCCUCUUUAACACUGGAUUCCUCAGGAGGAUGCUGUUGGAGGCUGUGCAGUAUGGCUUGGAUGAAGCCCAGCCACUCCUGAAGACGUUAGUUUGUGAAGCAGAGUGCACAACUUUAAAACAUUUCUCUACCCAUGGUCCUGGUGAUGAGAACAAGCAAGAAGAGUGUGGUGUGUAUAUUAAAACCUCAAACACUUCUGCAGAGUCCUACGUGGUACUUGGGAAGAGGAAGGGUGAGGAGGUGACGCGCGGGGCCAAGCGCCAGCGAGCGGAGCACAGCGCCGAGCACCCCGCCUUCUACUACAACGUGCACCGGCACAGCAUCCGCGGCAUGAACAUGCCCAAGUUGAACAAGUUCCUGAACUACCUGUCCGAAGCUGGGUACAGGGUGAGCCGCACCCACUUCGACCCCAUGGGGGUGCGCACCAACGCGCCCCUGGCGCAGUUCAAGACUGUCCUCAUGAAGUACAGCACCCCCACGUACACGGGGGGGCAGGCAGAAGGGCCUGUCCACCUCCCUGGAGAUGUCCAAGUGGAAGAAGAGGUUCCAGCUGUUGCAGAUAUCAAGGAAGAAGAUGCUGAGUUUCCAGAAGAAGAUAAAUCUGGAGUCGCUGAGGCCGUGUCCACACCAUCCUACCCCACUGACUGUGCAGCUGAUUAAUGUGGAUAGUUUUGUUCAUGCCAUCAGGAUGUUCCGGACUCGAACACACCCCAUUCCAGUGAGCUACUCCUUCCCAAACUGCA
Messenger RNA from Pipra filicauda (Wire-tailed manakin), 2552 nucleotides. It is a transcript of the gene TRMT1L, whose product is annotated as tRNA methyltransferase 1 like. Gene Ontology annotation, biological process: tRNA N2-guanine methylation. Gene Ontology annotation, molecular function: RNA binding. Gene Ontology annotation, cellular component: nucleus. The coding region runs from base 220 to 2469 and encodes 749 amino acids. The transcript has 16 exons. The record is from RefSeq and is a predicted model, not a curated record. Lineage: Eukaryota; Metazoa; Chordata; Aves; Passeriformes; Pipridae.